Marasmius oreades (fairy-ring Marasmius) is the source of this 1894-nucleotide messenger RNA. RefSeq lists its product as uncharacterized. The record is from RefSeq and is a predicted model, not a curated record. Bases 511 to 1776 code for a protein of 421 amino acids. The transcript has 5 exons. Gene Ontology annotation, biological process: cell surface receptor signaling pathway. Lineage: Eukaryota; Fungi; Basidiomycota; Agaricomycetes; Agaricales; Marasmiaceae.
ACGACGAUCGCGAUCACCGACUUAACCCGUCAACAAACCACCGUCUUGUGUUGACCAACUUGAACACAACGGAGUCGACGCGCCGGGCACUGCGAGUAGUGCGGUUUUCUAUAUGUAUGGGUCAGAAGAAUAGAGUGACCCAUGGCCAGGAACCAAUCAUGAGGAAAUCCCUUUCGAUCUCAAGACACAGACAACAGAUUCAUCAGAAUGGGAAUCAUUAGACCCCAGGAAAAAGGCACCGCUCAAGUUCAAGUGGUCAGGGAAUGUAGCUGAAGGAACAAUCGUACUUCUGAAAACUAUGGAAAAGGCCGCUGGGGCUAUCCCCAUUCCUGGAGUGGCCGCCGUUUUUUUCCUCACCUCUGAGAUCGUGAGAGCCGUCGAUGUCGGUAGAUUGGAUACGCAACGCGAAUCGGACUUAAAAACGUUCAUCUCUUUUAACAGGAUACGAAGGAGAACAAAAAAGCAUACGGACUGCUUGCAGCAGAGGCCAGUGCACUGGCGAUAACCCUGAUGGAAGAAUGUGAAGAGAUCAAGAAUGACGACGAGAUGAGGAGCUCACGAUACCGGAGCCUCGAACGUCAUGUCGAAGAAUUUGUUGAAAUCCUCCAGGAGAUCAAGGAGUUCGCUGACGACCAGAAGAAGCGCAAACGCUUGGUGCGUUUCGGUACCGCCAAGAAAGAUAUGGGCCUCAUCCAGGAGUACCACGGCAAGCUGAAAGCGGCUGUGGAUCGGUUCAACGUUCAAUCGCACAUCGCCAAUAGUGGCACACUCAACAGGAUUGAAACCCUUCUCCGCAAUAUGACUCUGACAUCCCAGGAGUUGGAAUCCGUCGACGAAUCCUCGGAUACUCGCACCGAUGGUUCAGCGAAUCAGGGGCCUCAAGUUGUUCUUCCCAUAUCGGAAUCUCGCGACAGAACGUCUACUAUGGAAUCGACCUCCUCAAACAUUCCCUCACAAAAUGUCGACGUAGCGACUCCCAUACCACAACCAGCAUUAUCAUCUCAGGAAACGCGUUCUAUCUCUUCGGAAGCACGGUCGCAGGUUGGAGAUCAGGCCUUUGAAGUGCAGAUCAUUCAAGAAACGCCCUCACCUGCUCCCGAUAGGGAGUCAGUUUCUUCAACGCCUAGUCGCACGAAACCGAGGGACGAGAAUCCCAAUCCGAUUCCAAGAGCCGAGUCAUCUCCCGCCUCUUUUCGUUCAACUUCAACAAAUCCUUUUUUGACGAGACUGGCCAUGAUUCCUGAUGCAGGACGUAGUCCGCUCCCCACGCCUCCCACAAGUACUUAUACUCCGAAUCUCUUUUCUUCCCCUACAUCGGAUACACAAAACCCAUUUUCUAGCAUGUUCAAUCCAGCGAGUUCUGGCCCUAUCGUCUCGGGAAAUGUCACGGUCAAUAACGUUUCUGGCGGUCAGAAUGUCACAACCAACAAUCCCACGAAUCAUAACGUCAAUACGGGAAACACAUACAAUACCUCUACCGUGAACUCGAACAACCGAUACGAACACUCGUCGGAUCCCUGGUUUUCUUCUUCUGGACCCACUUAUAACUUCCACCCAAAUGUGUGGACACCCCCGCAAAAUCACUUUCAGCACGGUCAACGUCCUUCGUGGCCCGGUCACCAGCGCCCUCAUUAUCCGUCGUGGCCGACACCACCCGACCACGAAUACGCUCAUUAUCCGUCAAGGUCGACACCGCCCGACCACUUUCAUCCACCAGGGCCACCAUAUUAUUCGAAUCAUCGAGGAAGAGGAGACCUGUACUACAGAGAUGCUUAGAUUCAAAGGGAUCUGGUGUGAAUGUUUUCUUGUAUCAAGAUCAAAAUUCCGUGUAUAAAUAAUGACAGCGCUAGCUCCCGAGCCGAAGCUUUAGGCUUUGAAGCGUUCAUCCUGUAAG